AUGUUGCGCGUGCUGCUAAAAGCUCCUUUCUGGACUCUCCAAGUGAAUGGGAAACCAUGCGUUGAGAAAAUGCGACUCAUUGGAGCGAGCCUGCUGGCCAUCAUUCACCGCGACGAGACCUCUCCAGUAUCCACACGAGCACAACGCGACUUUCAGGUGCUAUUGGAUAUUAUGGCACGCUUGGAUUCGAAAGCGUCGGAUAUGUUGCGAAAUUCGGCUAAUACCUUGUAG
Messenger RNA from Aspergillus tanneri, 231 nucleotides. RefSeq names its product transcription factor domain-containing protein. The transcript is spliced from 2 exons. Bases 1 to 231 code for a protein of 76 amino acids. Lineage: Eukaryota; Fungi; Ascomycota; Eurotiomycetes; Eurotiales; Aspergillaceae. The record is from RefSeq and is a predicted model, not a curated record.